This is a messenger RNA of Nematostella vectensis (starlet sea anemone), 2467 nucleotides long. RefSeq names its product uridine-cytidine kinase-like 1. Lineage: Eukaryota; Metazoa; Cnidaria; Anthozoa; Actiniaria; Edwardsiidae. Gene Ontology annotation, molecular function: ATP binding; kinase activity. Gene Ontology annotation, cellular component: cytoplasm. The transcript has 22 exons. The record is from RefSeq and is a predicted model, not a curated record. The coding region runs from base 21 to 1628 and encodes 535 amino acids.
GAGUCAGCGGAGACAUACGCAUGCGUUCUAUUUAUCACGUGUUGCAUGUUAUCUCCUCCAAAAACAUGUCGGGCUCUUGCAAGACAGAGCCGUUGCAUUUAGACCUAAAUAAACGUUCGAUUUCUCCAAAUGAUGACAGCUCAGGGAGUUCAGAAAGCAUCGAAGAACAAGGUCUUUCUCCCCCGAACUCUCCCACAAAAUCUCAAAGGAAUACAGUAAUAGUUUUUCGGCGGACAAACAAAACUAUAUAUACUGCAGGUCGACCACCAUGGUAUGACCCUACAGGCCAACUCAAGGAACCAUUUGUCAUAGGUUUAUGCGGGGGCAGUGCAUCAGGAAAGACCACUGUUGCUAACAGGAUAAUUGAAGAGCUAGGAGUGCCAUGGGUCAGCAUGCUCUCCUUGGACUCUUUUUACAAGGUACUGUCAAGCGAGCAACAUGAAAUGGCUGCAAGAAAUGAAUACAACUUUGACCACCCUGAUGCAUUUGAUGCUGAUCUGGCAGCAAAGGUUCUAAAAAGAUUAAAAAGAGGAAAAAGUGUGCAAAUUCCAAUUUAUGACUUUAAGACUCAUGGAAGACUUCCAGAAAAGACUGAUCUGUAUGGAGCCAAUGUUAUCAUAUUUGAAGGAAUUAUGGCGUUUGCAUAUAAAGAGCUAAGAGAUUUAAUGGAUAUGAAAGUAUUCGUUGACACAGAUCCUGACAUUCGACUAGCUAGAAGAUUAAAGCGUGAUAUUACAGAGAGGGGAAGAGAACUUCCAGGGGUACUUCAACAGUAUAACAAGUUUGUUAAGCCUGCAUUCGACCAACAUAUAGCUCCAACAAUGGCUUUUGCUGAUAUAGUAGUCCCUAGAGGUGGAGAAAAUGAUGUAGCAAUAGACUUGAUAGUAACACAUGUAAAAACACAGCUGGAACAGAGGGGAUUCAAUUUCAGAUCUCAGCUAGUAUCAGCCCACCAAGACCAGCCUCUCCCUAAUAGUCUGAGUAUCGUGGAAGGCACUCCGCAAGUCCGUGGACUCCACACUAUUAUACGUAAUAAGAUGACAACCCGCGACGACUUCAUAUUCUAUUCCAAGCGGCUGAUGAGAAUCCUUAUUGAGCAUGCGCUGUCCCUGCUUCCUUUUAAGACGCAGAAUGUGGUCACUUCUCGGGGGAAUACCUAUGAGGGAAAGAAGUUCAUGGGGAAACGACUGUGCGGCGUGUCCAUAUUACGUGCAGGCGAAACGCUUGAGCCAGCGCUUGCAUCUGUCUGCAAGGAGAUAAGAAUUGGCAAGAUCCUCAUUCAAACCAACGAUGAAACAGACGAACCAGAGCUGCACUACUUGCGAUUGCCUAAAGACAUCAGUGAUGAUCAUGUGAUCUUGAUGGACGCUACCGUUGCAACUGGAGCAGCAGCAUUGAUGGCCAUUCGGGUACUUCUCGACCACGAAGUCAAGGAAGAGAACAUUCUUUUUGUUUCACUUAUAGCUGCAAAAUCAGGGGUCCAUACGAUAGCAUAUGCUUAUCCUAAGGUAAACAUCGUCACCACUGCUGUCGACAAUGAGCUGAAUGAUCAGUAUCACAUCAUUCCUGGAAUAGGAAACUUUGGAGACCGCUAUUUUGGCACCGAGUACCGAACACCAAGCACCUAGCAGAGCUGAUAAUAGAAUAGUAAACACCAUAUAUAACAUAGCAACACAUAGUCGUGCAUGUGACUUGAGCAAGAAGACAUGAUAUUAUUAAUCUUGCAGACAUUUUCAUGCAUCGUUUUAGCAUUUCGAGCAGUCGUCUCUCCGUACUAGCUGUACAAAGUUUAUAUAAGACGUUGGAAGGUUAAAUUUCUAUUCAAUACAAAGAUAUAUACUGUUGCCAUGGAUGACAUUUUAAACAAAUAUUUGUGUCCAAUCAAUGUGUGGGUUGUCGUUCAUACGCAGGCUUUUUUCCACGCCAGUCAAGGCUUUAUUGUCUUCUCACCGAUACCAAAACAAGUUAAUUUUAAGCUGACAAAGUGGCCAGUUAUUGGAGAAAUUACAAAAGCCAAAUUAAAAAUGUCAAGUUUGAGGUGGACUUGGUCCGGCUUGUGUGGCAUAGUUUGGUUUGGCUUUAUUUGAAUGUUGGAAGGACUUUUAUUCUUGGAUGGAUAUUGAAUUUCACAGGGAAUUUAGUUCGCUUCAAUGAUAGUACAUCUUAAUUAUUUUUGAUUUAUAUAAAAAAUAAUUUGAGAUGGUAUGUGAAUUCUAAACACAUUUUCUGUGCUUGUGUUAACGCAUUAGAAGUCUUGGCAAGAGACCAUCAUAGUCUCUUUGUCUUGGUGAAUUUUGCUGAUCUUUGCUUGUCGCUAUAAGGCUCCCGCAGAUUGACUUGACUCAAUGUUAUUUAUAAGAUAAAUAUGGGUUUCCAGGAUACGUCUGUAAAAAAAACUCAGUAAAAACAUUAUUCCUUGGUUGUACUAUUUCUUAAUUUCCCAUCAAUAAAAACAAGUUUCGAGAAA